Messenger RNA from Mya arenaria, 2557 nucleotides. RefSeq lists its product as uncharacterized. Bases 132 to 2456 code for a protein of 774 amino acids. Gene Ontology annotation, biological process: signal transduction. The record is from RefSeq and is a predicted model, not a curated record. The transcript has a single exon. Lineage: Eukaryota; Metazoa; Mollusca; Bivalvia; Myida; Myidae.
AGAAGAAUACAAAUAUACUGCAUUCGAUGUAUCGAAAUCAACGAAGCAUUACAUCGAUCUCUUUCUUUAAAUUCAAAUUGGCAAAAAUCGUAUACAGGUACACUAGUGCCAUUAUUUGAUUCAACAACAAAAUGGAUUAUUUCGCAAUGUGUUUUUUUGUAAAUGUGUUCGCUAUUGUUUUCAACGAUUAUGAACGAGCAAGAGUGUUAAUACAAUUAUAUAUUCUGAUAUGCUGUGCACAUUGCAUCAUAAGAAAACUAGUGGACAUAUGUAGCUCAAAUAAUAAAAGUACAUGUACAUGUAUUUGCUUGGGUAAGCUCUUAUUGAGUGUAUAUCUCAUAUGUGUUAUAGUAUGGCUACUUUUCCACAUAGAUCGCUGGGAAGUACUUGGCAGUGUACUUUUUUAUAUUCUGACUUUUAUGUUACUUAAACGACUUAUGCAGUUCUGUUUAAAGAUCUCUUAUCAGUUUAUACAAUUAGGGGGAGAAGAAACAUUUUCUUUAAAGAUGGCAAUGAAAUUUUGUAAGAUAUAUUUAGACUUUUAUGACUUCUUGAAAGAUAUCCUCAAAAUAGUUUUUAUCAUGUGGGUCAUGCUCAAGAUAAGCGAAAGUAGUAAACAAGACAGAUGUAAUUAUACUACUUAUUUUUGCUCUGGGAUAUGUUUAGAUCAGAUCUAUAACUGUGCACAAAAAGAGGACAGGAACAGCUUGGAGUUUGAUCUCUUUAUGAUAUCAACAAAUUUAGUGCCCGGAAUACAAAUAAUCGCUCAUCGAAUUCAAUACCACAUUAAAAGGCAAGGCAGGAUAGUGUUCGUUAAAGGCAGAAUAUUUUUAUUAAUAUUUAGUUGGAUUGUACUUUCCACCUACUUAGUCGUUUAUUCAGACACUCAUGGUAAAGAGUUUAUGGCCAAUACCUUUUCAAAAUGUACACAAGUUGAGUUCAUAAACGGCAAACGUAUUGUGCAGAUUGAUAGUAUUUCAUCUAUAGCUAUUACAAGAUAUGAAGGCGAGGAUGUUCAAUUUAUUGUGCCCAGUCAACGUAACAAAACUGACUACAGUUACCUUUCUUUCAUCAAAGAUGACCCUGGUCAACCCCGUGCAUAUCCUGUUGUUUCUGGACAUGUUAACUUGUAUGGAUUAAUGGAACCGGACUCCGGUAUUUACGAAUUAGGGCGAACAUAUCUUAGCCUGAAAUAUAUUACAAAUGAUAGUGUUUUGUCAACUGCGAUCAACAGAAAAAAUCAGGAUUGUCCCCAAAUACGAUAUAAUCUAACUGUGAUCAAGCCCGAAGUUCGAUACAUUGUUCCUCGUUUUCGAGGAGUGCUUCUGCAAAUUGUUUAUUUUUACAAGUGUUUUAAUGAAAGUGAUGUAUUUAAUGUACACUAUACAGUUAAUGGUGAAGAUAUAAAUGGCAUAUGUGAAAAUGAUUUCCUAUCGUGUUCUUUAGGUUCUUGGUUUAUUAAAAAGUUGCUGAAACUUAACAAAAUAGAAAUAAAUCGAGUCGAAGGGAAUCGGAUUGCCAUAGACGCAUAUUUUUGUGUGUGCAUUGACAUGUACGGUAGGCAUGACAUAACUAUUCAGCGGGAUAUUUAUAACGCAACUUCUAAAUCAUUUGAAAUUGUAAAUUUUCCAUACCCCGUUCAAGUUGUCAUUGUUCCUAAUAAUACCUACCCGGGGGGUACUGUGAGGAAUCCUCCCGACCCUCGUAGCAAUGAUUUCAUUUUAAAGAUGGUGAAAGAGAGUGAAACGUUAACUGUUGAAUUACCAGUCUUUGGAGAAAUAAGCAUAUACAAAGACAAUUUUCUGAGAGUGAUCAAUAUUUCUAUAUAUUUAGCUUUAUUAUACAUAUCGUAUACAAUUUUACGUCUUGUUCUUGCGCACUGUUGUAACUACCUAAAAUUGAUAAAGGAUGUACUAUCAGGAAGAUGGCUUCAACCACGCUCAAAGAAUUUUGCACACUUGAAUUGUGACGGUAAAAUUAAAUACGACGUUUUCCUGUCAUACAUUGACACACAGCCAGACUAUGCAUUUGCUGAAAACAUUAUUUUACAGUAUUUAGAGCACCGCUGCCAUUUUAAAGUUUAUUUUCCUAACAGAGAAUUUGCAAACGCCUCUGCAAUCCCAAAUAUUAGCGCUUACUUCAAUGCCUGUGAGAUGAGCAACCAUUUCGUGGUUGUUCUUUCUCGGGCAUAUUUGGAAGAUACUGACUGCAAUGAAGUUCAGCUGACGCAUUGUAUUCUUCCGAUUCUGACUAGUUCUGAGCAACAAGGAAGAAAACUCGUUAUUGUAAAAAUCGACAGCGAGGCUAGGCUGCCCGAUCCAGUAAGGCAUUGGCCGGAUGUUGAAGUUAUUGAAUGGACCUCGGUAGACGAUGACAUGCGACAUAAAGCGAAACUAAAGACAAUCUUGGGUAAACCUUUAACGAAAGGUAACGAUGACACAUGUAUUGUGGUUUAGAUAUAUAUAUAUCUUGGGUAAACCUUUAACGAUGAAACCUAGCACAUGUAUUGUGGCUAAAAUGAUAUAUUUUUAAAUAAGAAAUAUAUAUAUAUAAUGAA